Molecule: messenger RNA, 1530 nt
Organism: Racocetra persica
Lineage: Eukaryota; Fungi; Glomeromycota; Glomeromycetes; Diversisporales; Gigasporaceae
Source: the annotation of a GenBank genome assembly
AUGCCCGAAGACGAAUUAUGUUGUCUAUCAAGGAUAAUAGUCACCAUAUUUUGUAAUCAACCUAAAUCGAAAAUACAUGUUCCACCUUUACCAACCGAGUGUAUGCAACAAAUCCUUCAACAUAUAGCAGAUCAAGGCGUAGGAUCAUUAUACCCAUUCUUGUUGGUUAAUCGAUAUUGGUGUAAUAAUGUUAUACCUUUUUUAUGGGCUCGACCAUUUGAAGGAACAUUAACACCAGAAAAUCGAUAUAAAUUCAUGUUGAUUUAUUUAUCAUCUCUUACUGUUCAAGAAAAAACCGCAUUGAAUGUUUCUUUAAAACCUUAUAACAUUACAAUUCCCGAUCUAGCCCCACCUUUAUAUAAUUACCCAGUGUUCUUAGAAGAAUUUUCAUACAGAAACGUUGAGCUAGCAGUAUAUUCGUGUAUAUGUCGAUGGAAUACCGAAGAUUUUGUAGCUCGCAAUAGAGAAGAACAAAUACUUGUUUUAGCAUCCACAUUAUGUCAAUUAUUCAUGAGAAAUUCUAAAAGUUUAAAAACUUUUAUUAUAGAUAAAUUUCUUAAUCAUUCCGAUUUACCAGAUUGUUCUAUAUUCAGUUCCGGACAACCUGGGUUAAGAAACAUUUCUAAUCUUACUAUCGAUUGCACAAAACCAAUGAUGGAAAAUACAAUUCGUUUGUUAGAAAUGAUUCCAUCUUUGUGUAAAAAUAUUCAUUGUUUAGAUGUUAAACUUUUAUUUUUUGAAAAUAAUACAGAGGUAAUACAAGCAAUUAUAAAAAUAAUUAGGGCUCAAGAAAGUUUGACUGAAUUUAAACUCGAUGGUGUAAAAAGUGGAGAAUCCAGAGAUAUUAUCCAAGCUCUACAAUGUCAAUCAUCAUCCAUUGCCACCAUAAAAUUUGAAAAUGUUGAUUUAACCACUGAUUCUUUAAGAUUACUCGCGUUAUGUCAACAACUUCGAAAUUUAUCAUUAAUACAAUAUAGAGGAUUAACCAUGGAAGCGGCAUUAAUUCGAGCUGCAGGAGAACACUUGAGAUGUUUAAGUUACGAUAUAAUAACUAGAGAAACUAUAGAAGCCACGACCCUAUAUUGUUCUAACCUAACUGAACUAGAGCUUUCGGAUUAUUUACCACAACAUGAUUCUCUUUUAUAUUUAUUAUUUAAUGGACUUCAUCAAAUCAAACGACUUACCAUAUCAUCAGGACAUAAUAAUGCAAGUAGAUAUAUGGUCAUUUCUGGAAGAGAAUUACCUACAACUUUGGAAUAUUUAAAAUUACAAUGUGGACCCUCAAUACAAAUAGAAAAUGUAUUGAAAGAUUGUGAGGCUCCUUUGAGAGUUUUAAUCUUAGAUGACGCAGUAAAUUUAAAUUUUGCAGAUUUAAAGGUUAUUUCGAAAUUUGUGAAAAUUAAACGAACGUUAAGAUAUUUAGGAAUUGGUGGAAGGAUAUCAUGGAAUGGUAAAGAAAAAAAUGAAUUGGAAAUGUUAAAGAAACGUGGAGUUAAGAUUAUUCCUUGCUUUGAAAUUGACAAGUGGUAA